CUUCUUCUUCUUCUUCUGAAAUCUCACUGUCUUCGACUUCGUUAUCCCUUCCUUGUUCUUCCCGCAAAAGGUUUUUCUGUAAAAAAAAAAAUCAAAAACCCUAAUUCUCAUGUUAAUCACCUUCAAUUCAAUUCAAUUCACCUCUCAAUUUCUCAAAUUCAUCGCUCAUGGAUGCACGAAAAAUUUCUAUGGUGAAUGGUUGCAUUGUUUAUACUCGAGCUAAGAGGUCUCUCAAUUCGUCUACUACUUCUUCCGAGGAAAUUCAUGCCAAGAGAUUCAAGGAAGAUGCCGAGGUGAAGGAGGAUGUGAAGAGCGAGUCUCGUGAGGUUCCGGUGAGGGCGACGCCGACGUUUAGGAGGAUUACGAGAUCGGCCACGAAAUCGAAGGUUGAAACCGGUGAGGAAACGGUUACUGUGUUAGAACAGCGAGGUGAAGGUGAUGCUGUUGCAGUUGGUAAAGGUGAUGGUGAGGUGCCGGUGAAGAAUUUCAAGCGAAUUACUCGAUCGGCGAUGAAAGAAAAGGUUGAAUCCGGAGAGGAUAAGGUGACCGUGUUAGAACAACAAGGUGCUGCAGUUGCAACUGGUAAUGGUGAUGGUGCAAUUCCGGUGAGGAGUUUUAAGCGAAUUACGCGAUCGGCGAAGAAAGAAAAAGUUGAAUCCGGCGAGGAGACAGUCAAUGUGUUAGAAGAACAAGGUGCUGCAGUUGCAAGUGGUGAUGGUGUGGGGAGGACAUUCAAUCGGACUAUGCGGUCUGCAACUAUGAAAGCAAAUGCUGGGUCCGGUGAGGAGACAGUGACGAAGUUAGACCAAGAAGGUGCUGCUGUUGAGAGUGAAAUUGAUGGUGCAUUAGCUGUUCGGAGAAACAAGAUGGAGUUGAAGACGUCGAAGAAGAUUGCAGUUGAUAAGAAGCGGCCUACAACAAUGAAGGAGCUCUUUCGUACCGGUUUACUCGAUGGUGUCUCUGUGGUUUAUGUGAGCGGUAUUAAGAAGGUCUCAGGAUUAAGGGGUGUUAUCAGAGAUGAGGGAAUAUUGUGCUCGUGCUGUCUCUGUGAGGGACGCAGGGUUAUUUCACCUUCCCAAUUUGAGAUUCAUGCUUGCAAGCAAUAUAGGAGAGCAGUAGAGUAUAUUUGCUUUGAAAAUGGGAAGAGCCUGCUUGAUCUGUUGAGAGCGUGCAGGGGAGCUCCCCUGCAUGAUUUGGAGGCAACAAUUCAAAAUAUUGUUUGUUCUCCACCUGAGGAAAAAUAUUUUACUUGUAAAAGGUGCAAAGGACGUUUCCCUUCUUCAUGUAUGGAAAGAGUGGGACCUAUAUGCAGUUCUUGUGUAGAAUCAAGUAAAUCUGAAGAAAGUUCGAAGAAUGUAGUUAGCAAAAGAAUCAGGUCUCCUAGACCAGUGUUGGUCUCCAAGUCAUCCUGUGCUUCUGAGAUGUCUAUCUCUCCAAAAAUUAAGAGACGCGGGAGGAAAAGAAGAAAGUCGUCAAAAAGGGUUAACAGCUCAAAUUCUUCCAAGAGUGCUUCUGUGCCUAUUCUACCCCGGAGGAAAGUUACGCCAAAGACGAAAAAGAAGUCACUGUCCGUAAAGUUGAAGACCACUUCAAAUUCGAAUUGUUUAUCUCCACAAAUUAAGAGUGAAUGGAAGAUAACUAAGAAGGAUAAUCGGUUGCACAAGUUAGUUUUUGAGGAAAAUGGAUUGCCUGAUGGAAGUGAAUUAGCUUAUUAUGCUGGCGGACAGAAAUUGCUUGAAGGUUUCAAAAAAGGCUCUGGAAUUGUUUGUAGAUGCUGCAACACUGAGAUUAGCCCCUCACAGUUUGAGGUCCAUGCAGGCUGGGCCUCUCGCAAGAAACCUUAUGCAUACAUUUACACAUCAAAUGGGGUGUCUCUUCAUGAAUUAUCAAUAUCUCUCUCCAAAGACCGAAAAUACUCUGCAAAUGACAAUGAUGAUCUAUGUGUUGUUUGUUGGGAUGGUGGAAAUCUGUUGCUUUGUGACGGAUGCCCAAGAGCAUUUCAUAAAGAGUGUGCAUCUCUAUCAAGUAUUCCACGUGGUGACUGGUACUGUCAAUUUUGCCAAAACAUGUUCCAGAGGGAAAAGUUUGUCGCAUACAAUGUCAAUGCUUUUGCUGCUGGAAGGGUUGAAGGAGUUGAUCCUAUUGAGCAAAUCACCAAGAGAUGCAUUCGCAUAGUCAAAGACAUUGAUGCUGAGCUUAGUGCAUGUGCUUUAUGCAGGGGUGUUGACUUCAGCAAAUCUGGCUUUGGUCCACGCACAAUAAUACUCUGUGAUCAGUGUGAAAAGGAGUAUCAUGUUGGCUGUUUGAGGGAUCACAAGAUGACAUUUCUAAAGGAAUUGCCAAAAGGUAACUGGCUUUGUUGCAAUGAUUGCACGAGAAUACAUUCUACUUUGGAGAAUGUUUUAGUUAGAGGGGCUGAGAGACUCCCUAAAUCUCUCUUGGCUGUUAUAAAGAAAAAGCAAGAGGAAAAAGGAUUGGAUCCCAUCAACGAUAUUAAUGUGAGAUGGAGGCUUCUUAGUGGGAAAAAAGCGUCUCCUGAAACCAGACCAUUGCUUUUGGAGGCUGUCUCUAUCUUUCAUGAAUGCUUCGAUCCUAUAGUUGAUGCAGUUAGCGGGCGUGACCUUAUUCGAGCAAUGGUUUAUGGAAAGAGUGUGCGGGGUCAAGAGUUUGGAGGAAUGUAUUGUGCAUUACUAAUAGUCAAUUCAUCCGUGGUAUCUGCGGGCAUGCUUCGAAUCUUCGGUACAGAUAUUGCUGAACUUCCUUUAGUGGCAACAAGUAACAGUCAACAUGGGAAGGGCUACUUCCAAGCACUAUUCUCUUGCAUCGAGAGGCUCUUGGCUUUCAUGAAAGUAAAGAACCUUGUGCUACCAGCUGCAGAAGAAGCACAAUCCAUAUGGACAGAUAAAUUUGGGUUUAGCAAGAUUAAACCAGACGAGCUUGCCAACUACAGAAGGAACUGCAAUCAGUUUGUGACCUUCCAAGGGACAAAUAUGCUUCAUAAAAUGGUACCUCCAUGUCGAGUCAUCAAUAAUCAUCCCUGAUAAUUUUUUAUUUAUAAAGUCAAUUGUGAAAGGGGAACCCCCUAGCUUUCUAGCCUCCUUUUUUCCUUUCAGAUGUUUUUUUAUUUAUAAAGUCAGUUGUGAAAGGGGAACCCCCUAGCUUUCUAGCCUCCUUUUUUCCUUUCAGAUGUUUGUGUAUAUAGACUGUUAGUUAGCUACUCGAAGCCAUUAUUGGACAGGUUCUUGCCGAUUGUUUUAACAUUUAUGAUCCCAUCGUUUCUAUGUAAAUUAUAGUUUUAAUAGAACACAUGUUAUUGAUCUUGGAUGAGUGCUUCAAAAUAUAUCAGGCUCUACUAGUUCAUUGUUGGCCACAGCAGAAAUUUCAUGGUGUAACAUUAUUACUAAUAUUCUAGUGCAGUUUUAUGUGUUGGAGCAUCGAUUUCUUUAAUGAUUUAGAAUUUUGACAAA
This is a messenger RNA of Medicago truncatula (barrel medic), 3467 nucleotides long. RefSeq lists its product as uncharacterized. Gene Ontology annotation, biological process: positive regulation of transcription by RNA polymerase II. The coding region runs from base 168 to 3041 and encodes 957 amino acids. Gene Ontology annotation, molecular function: RNA polymerase II transcription regulatory region sequence-specific DNA binding; chromatin binding; histone binding. The transcript has 20 exons. Lineage: Eukaryota; Viridiplantae; Streptophyta; Magnoliopsida; Fabales; Fabaceae. Gene Ontology annotation, cellular component: nucleus. The record is from RefSeq and is a predicted model, not a curated record.